Messenger RNA from Cottoperca gobio, 5318 nucleotides. It is a transcript of the gene adam10a, whose product is annotated as ADAM metallopeptidase domain 10a. Bases 198 to 2486 code for a protein of 762 amino acids. Gene Ontology annotation, cellular component: plasma membrane; synaptic membrane. Gene Ontology annotation, biological process: membrane protein ectodomain proteolysis; Notch signaling pathway. NCBI's taxonomy places the organism in Eukaryota, Metazoa, Chordata, Actinopteri, Perciformes, Bovichtidae. The transcript has 16 exons. The record is from RefSeq and is a predicted model, not a curated record. Gene Ontology annotation, molecular function: metalloendopeptidase activity involved in amyloid precursor protein catabolic process.
AGGGCUUGUCUUACAGUCUUACAGUGUAUCUGUCUGACGUCAGCCUGCGGGAGACAGACAGAGCCUGGUGUUGUGAUGGGAGCUAGCUAACUAGAGAGGGCGACUAUACCUUUAAGUGAAAGAUAACGAAACAAGAAUCAAUCAGCGGCAUCGCUGGGUUGCUUAGCUAGUUUACUGGGUUUACAGGGAAUUUCGAUAUGAUAUUUGUUAAACUAAUUCUCAUGUUUUGCUGCCUACAAGAUAUUACAGGUCAGUUUGGGAACCCCUUGGACAAAUAUAUUCGCCAUUAUGAGGGUUUAUCAUAUGACACAGAAGCCCUGCACAACAGUCACCAGAGAGCCAAGAGGGCACUCUCUCCUCAAGACAGGACUGUGCAGCUGAACUUCCAUGCACAUGGGAGACAUUUUAACUUGCGGAUGAAGAGAGAUACAACUCUAUUUUCCCCAGAUCUCAUCAUUGAAGUAUCAGGAGAGGAUACAUCCAUUGAUACAUCACAUAUUUACAGUGGAGAAAUCUUUGGUGAAAAGGGCACACUGACCCAUGGCUCUGUGGUUGAUGGACGCUUUGAGGGCUUCAUUAAAUCCCACCAAGGAACAUACUACGUCGAACCCUCGGAGAGGUACCUAAAGAACAAGGAUGUGCCCUUCCACUCCGUCAUCUAUCAUGAGGAUGACAUCCAUUAUCCUCAUAAGUAUGGCUCAGAGGGCGGCUGCGCUGACCACUCUGUGUAUGAGAGGAUGUGGAAGUACCAAGCCGCUGCGGUAAAGGAGCCGGUCAAAGGGGUGAACAGUGUGUCGGAGGGGGAGGAGGAGGAGAGCUCCCGUGUUCCUGUUAUUCUGAGGAGAAAGAGGGCAACGGCAAAAGAGAAAAACACCUGCCAGCUCUUCAUCCAGACUGACCACCUCUUCUUCAAAUACUAUGGCACAAGAGAGGCCGUCAUUGCCCAGAUCUCCAGCCAUGUGAAGGCUAUUGACUCCAUUUACCAGGCCACAGACUUCCUGGGCAUCCGAAAUAUCAGCUUCAUGGUUAAAAGGAUCAGGAUAAAUACUACCGACGAUGAAAAAGACAGAACCAAUCCUUUUCGCUUUGCCAACAUCGGAGUAGAGAAGUUUCUGGAGCUAAACUCUGAGCAGAACCACGAUGACUACUGCCUAGCCUAUGUCUUCUCGGACAGGGACUUUGACGAUGGGGUUCUUGGCUUGGCAUGGGUUGGCGCUCCUUCAGGAAGCUCUGGUGGCAUCUGUGAGAAGAGCAAGAUGUACUCUGACGGGAAGAGGAAGUCUCUGAACACUGGUAUCAUCACUGUGCAGAACUACGCCUCCCACGUCCCUCCCAAGGUGUCACACAUUACCUUUGCUCAUGAGGUUGGGCACAACUUUGGCUCUCCUCAUGACUCUGGGAUCGAAUGCACCCCCGGAGAGUCCAAGUUGCAGGACAAAAAGGAGCAGGGCAACUACAUCAUGUACGCCAGAGCCACAUCAGGGGACAAGCUCAACAAUAACAAGUUCUCCAUCUGCAGCAUCCGCAAUAUAACCGCUGUUCUAACAAAGAAGAGAGAUGACUGUUUUGUUGAGUCUGGCCAGCCUAUCUGCGGUAAUGGACUAGUGGAAGAAGGAGAAGAGUGUGACUGCGGCUACAGUGAUCAGUGUAAAGACCCCUGCUGCUAUAAUGCCAAUGAAGUGGAGGGCAGAAAGUGCAAACUCCAACCUGGCAAAAUCUGCAGUCCCAGCCAAGGUCCAUGUUGCACACCAGAGUGUGCUUUCAUGGGCUCAAAUGUGGAGUGCAGAAAGGAUUCUGAGUGCGCCGAACAGGGCUCGUGCAAUGGAGCUACUCCUCUGUGUCCUGCGUCAGAACCAAAGGCAAACUUCACCUCUUGCCACUCCGAAACACAAGUCUGCCUCAAUGGGGUGUGCUCUGGUUCCAUUUGUGAGAAGUACGGUAUGGAGGUCUGCACCUGUGCCAGCGAAGACAGCAAGGAUGAGGCACUUGAGUUGUGCCACGUGUGCUGCAUGGAGAAAAUGAAGCCCAGCACCUGCAGCAGCACAGGCUCGGAGAAAUGGGCCCAAUUCUUCAACAAGAAGAUCACAACGCUGCAGCCCGGCUCCCCCUGCAAUGACUUUAAGGGCUACUGUGAUGUGUUCAUGAGGUGUCGUCUGGUAGACGCCGACGGGCCUCUGGCAAGGCUGAAGAAAGCCAUCUUCAAUCCAGAACUCUAUGAGAAUAUUGCAGAGUGGAUAGUGGCUCACUGGUGGGCAGUGCUGUUGAUGGGCAUCGCUCUUAUUAUGCUAAUGGCUGGCUUCAUCAAGAUCUGCAGCGUCCACACCCCCAGCAGCAACCCCAAACUGCCGCCACCGAAGCCACUGCCAGGUACACUGAAAAGGAGACGGCAGCAGCAAGCAAACCAACAGGCACAGGCUCAGGGCCAGGGCCAGCGCCACUACCGCCAGCCCAGAGAGAACUAUCAAAUGGGACAGAUGAGACGCUGAGACUCUGGUCUGCUCUUUGCUUUGGUUCUUGCUAGUGCCUACAAUGGGAGCACUUCACUCCAAAGAGUUACCUUUACCACCUAUUGCAAGAUCUUGCAAAUGGAUCGAUUUCACUGGACAAAGCCCAGAGUGUUUUUAUUUUUGGGCCUAACAAACUGGCUCAGCACCUCUGCUCUGAGAGCCAGAUUAGCAUUGGUUCACACAGCUUUUAUAGUAAAUAAAUAACUUUUCCAAGGAAAGAGAGGAGGAGAAAUUCACUGAUCUGUGUUAUGUGGUCUUAAUCUUUUGAAUGUUUAAAAAAAAAAAAAAAGGAAAAAAAAAACAGAAUUGAGGAGAGAGAAGCAGCUUUGUGUUAGUCGCCCUCCUCUGUCCGUCAUCCCUUUUCUUUUCCUGUUCUUCCACUCUGAAGUGCUGCCAUCAUCAGCACGAUGGCAGGACUGCAAGUCACAUAGGUAUUUACUGCCAUUGAAAACAGCAAUGAGAAGUUCAUUUGUUUUUUUUUUGCCAAUGUUAUUAGAUUGUUUAAAAUCAAAACACCAUGAAAAGGUUUUUUAUUUCGAAAGCGUACAUGUUCUUUCAGUGUGAAACUGUUCAGCAUUGGUGGUAGGUUUUUUAUUUUUUUCUGUGUUUCAAAUUGAAUGGAUUUUCUUUAUGAUUAUUUACUGUUUUAUUUCACUUUCUCAGGAUUAUUAAAACAACAACCGCAAACAAGUGUAUUUAGUGGAAAAGAUGGCUGCAUGUGUAUUUCAGGGUAAAGCCCCCUCCUUGCUGAAGCCUGUACAGAAGGGUUCACGCUAGCUGCCGUGGGAUUUAGAGGACAGGUUGUAUGAAAAGAAUGUAGAUAAAUGACUUUAACAAGAUUAUGGUGUCAUCUGUUAUCAGAUGGAGGGGAGAUUGAUUAUCUGGAUAUGUAUACUCUUGUUCAUGUGGCUUCGCAGCUGAGUUUACAUAAAGAUGUAGUCUGGGGAUGAAAUAUAUGGUGAGAGAAUAGCUUUUUAUCAACCUGAUUGUAUCACACUUUUUUUCUGUCAUAGCUUCCCCCCCGAUUCGUUGCUUUGUCACACACUUGUAAAACAACCACUUUGUGCUACGAAGUGAGUCUUUACAGCAAAAAGGAGAAUGUGUUCAAACUUAACUCUUGGGACAAAGAGGAUUGCGUAUAUAUAAGAAGUUAUUACAGAAAAAAAGUGUCUCAUUGUGAUCGUCCUACCCACCUUUUUAACUUUUGAAUUUCACACACUGGUAGUUGUUUAAGAAAUGACCAAAUCUGUUAAAACCACUCAACAGCAGUUGGAUCCUCUCGGCCUCUGUAGCCAGAUGAGGAGCCUUUCUGGUUUAAAUGUGAUUUUAGCUUUUAUUCAUUUUACUUGCAGUUGGAAUUUAAUAAAUUGAGGAAAACUAGAGCUUUUAAUUAUAUUGUUGCUUUGUUGCUACUGUUAACAGACAUUUACCAGAGCGAACAAUCACUGUGUGUCAGCCAUCCACCGCUGGUCUGUCCUUUUUUUUCCUACUGAUUGGGAUUUUCUCAAGGAACUUUGUUACCCUUGUUACACACUCUUGGUUUGUGUAAUUGCAUUAAAAAUGUGCCUACUCAGAGCAGUGUGACUGAAGUUAGUGUACUUGUGUCAGUGAUCUUUACCAAGGCUGAAACCAUGCAUGAGCUGGCAGUUUAUCCAAGCGCUGUCUUCAGCCUGGACUGCUGAAGUCGAAAGAAGAUAUGAUUUGGAAAUGAUGCGGUUUAGGGCUUGCCAAUUUAUGAUAAUCGUAGGAGGAAAUCUAAAUGAUAAUUGUUAUAUAUCAGCAUGAAAAUCAAAUAUUACAAACACAAGUUUUCAUAUUAUAAUCCAGAAUUUGUUUCAGAUUUUCUAACAGAAUAUUAAACAAUAAGUAAACACUAAUUAUAAUCUAAUAUUUUCCGGUCGUCUCCAACAAGAACUUGAGUCAACUUCACUGAUGUAUGGAUGAGAGUGCAGAAUACUCAGUUGAGUUACUGGCAGAAUAUAAAAAAAUAUAUAUGUAUAGUUUCUUAAAAUUAUUUUAGGAGCGAAAAACGUGGUGGAAUUUUUCUUAUCUUUGCAGAAGAGUUGUAUGGAGCACCGUUACAGCUCAGCAUUGUUUUCUGUGCAAGGUGUAAGGAUGUUGCGUUAACGUUCAGAUAGAUUCUAUGCAGAGUAUCGCAGGGCUCAACAGCGAACAAGUUAGCCUCUUCACAGAGAAAUGCCUUCAAUGUUUUCUCCUAAAUGGGUCCUUGGAAUAUUCUAUUGUGAUUUCAUAACAAAAUCUUCACUCGCGUAUAUGUACUGCAUCGAAGACAAAAAUGCAAUCCUAUGUUGCUUCUUUUACUCAUUUUGUUUUUCUUUCUGGUGCUACUGUUAGUGCUUUUUCUUGGGUCAGACCUGAAAGUAUAAUUUCCAUUAUUUCUGGCAAAUUUUUUAAGCUUUUUGUGUGUGUGAUCUAUUUUGCGGAAUCAUCCUUAUCUUUUGUUGUUAAUAUGGUAAGAUGUGGACAAUACUGGGUGUUGGGGGGGAUAAUACUCUCUGGGAAGUGUUUCUGUCUAUGUGUUGCUAUGAUGUUGAGAAAAUGUGCACUGAAGUGUAAGUGAUGUAAACAGAGAAUCAAGAAUGAUUUGGAUUCAGUACUACUGUCUGAUUUUAAUGUCUCCUGUGUUUUAUACAGUGUCUUUAAUUAAUGGUCUUUUUGUUAACUUUUUGUUUUGUUCCGUUUCUCAUUCUGCUUCCUUUGAAAGUUUUACGAAAUUUCCAAAGUUAUUGUGUAAAAAUAUCAUUUCUUUUGAACUACUUGAAAUGCAUUAAUAAACCAGAGUUGAUCAAA